Molecule: messenger RNA, 768 nt
Organism: Porites evermanni
Lineage: Eukaryota; Metazoa; Cnidaria; Anthozoa; Scleractinia; Poritidae
Source: the annotation of a GenBank genome assembly
AUGGGUUUCCCUGGUAUUCCAGGAUCAAAUGGUAUACCGGGAGUGCCGGGCGUCCCGGGGCCACACGGGCUCCAGGGAAGAGAAGGUGUAAAAGGACAAAUUGGUGAAAAGGGAUCGCAAGGAAUGCUGGGUCCAAGAGGAGACAGAGGACGAGUAGGACCCCCUGGUAAGAGUGGACCCCGAGGAAUUAAGGGCAUGAAAGGUCAACAGGGACUUGUGGGAAUGAAAGGAGAGGCAGGCAUUGCGGGAAUGAAAGGCGAGCAAGGGGCUGUGGGAAUGAAAGGAGUGCGCGGAGCUGUGGGAAUUAAAGGAGAGCGAGGCAUUGCGGGAAUGAAAGGAGUGCGCGGAGCUGUGGGAAUUAAAGGAGAGCGAGGCAUUGUGGGAAUGAAAGGAGUGCGCGGAGUUGUGGGAAUGAAAGGGGAGCAAGGCAUUGCGGGAAUGAAAGGAGUGCGCGGAGUUGUGGGAAUGAAAGGGGAGCAAGGCAUUGCGGGAAUGAAAGGAGUGCGCGGAGUUGUGGGAAUGAAAGGGGAGCGAGGCAUUGUGGGAAUGAAAGGAGUGCGCGGAGCUGUGGGAAUGAAAGGAGAGCGAGGCAUUGUGGGAAAUCAAGGAAGAAAAGGAGACAAAGGAGAGAAAGGAGAAAGCGCCAAAGCAAGUCAAGCAAGUGUAGUACCACAAACCAACUGGAAACAAUGUGUGUGGACAUCAACGAGCCAUAAUGAUAACGGAAAGAUUAAGGUAAAUAGAAUAAGAAUCAUAACACACUCCUAA